GGGAGUAUCACGAGACUUGACGGCCCGUCAGGUGACUGCAUCCCCGCGCUGAGCCCGCCGGGGCAUGUGACGUGACGUCACUUCCUGCGCUGAGACUGACCGGGUAACGCGUCCUAGUGAGAGGGAAAGUCCAUACAGUUACAAGGACCACGAGCUCCACGGAGCUCCUCUCUUCUCCCUCCCGCACUGCUCUUGUACCCCAUAAUGGAAUAAAGUCUUCCUGAAACUUCUAAUACGGGAGCCUCAGCAACAGCAGGGGAGACGAGGCAGCCGGCUGCUGUGACAGCCAAGUGGGCGGUAUGAAGCAUUGGGCACAGGAGGAGUGCUGCUGUAACUACAGUGCGGAUUUACCCUUCAGGUAUGGAUUAAUGACAACCACAGUGGAAGCUUGUUUAAAGGGUCUUGUAUGUUGAUGUCAACCUUUCAUCUCUUGACUACGAAUAUUAAUAUCACUGAGAAAAUGUGGGACAGCAAUAGUUAUAAAGCCCUCCCUUUAUUGAUGCACAAGGGGCUGUAGUAUUCAGCUAAACACUGAAACUAAUCCAUCAGCGAAGCACAAGUGUUGAUUCAUGUGGAAGCUUUCCAGCAUCUCUGGCAAAUAGGUGCAAAGUACAAGCUCCAUCUUUGUCAGAUAUUUAAGCUAAGCUCCAAAAGGACCGAAUACUACCUGAUGUUAUGUUCUUCUACACUUGGGAGCACUGCACUAUUCCACCCAGCCCACAAUUCUGAUUGUUUCUACUUCUAGUGUUCGUGCAAAGGGCUCUGAUCAGUCUCAUAGAUGCAAUGGAUUUCAUGUCUUCAACAGAAAAGUCUAAUUUGGAAAUUGACUUAAAAAUCUUAAAUAUCAGUUGCCAGCCUAGAGAUGUUCUGAUAACAUUUCAAGCAAAGUAUAUAUCAGAGUCUAAAUUUGACUAUCAUAUACUAGAGAGAGAAAUACAACUUGUGAAAAAAAACUAUGAAGACAUUGAUAUUGGGCAGUUCUGUCUGGUGCAAGAUAAACCUCAUGGAACAUGGUACAGAGGAAAAAUUUUAGAUAAAGUCAAUGAGAAAUUGGAAGUUGUGCUAAUAGAUCAAGGCAAUGUUAUCAGUGUCCCCUUUCCACAAAUUGCUUCUGCUACGGGUGAAUUGUUCAUUCUCCCUCCAAAAGUGGUCAAUGGAAUUAUUUCUAAUUUACUUCCACUAGAAGAGAAGUGGACCUCAAGAGACGUAAAAUAUUUUUCUUCUUUGGUUGGUCAACAGCUUCAUGGAAAUGUGAAAACUUUCUUACCCCAUCAAGUUAUACUUCUAGAAAUACCAAAAGUCAUAACCUAUGCAACUGAGCUGUGUGUGGCUAAGUAUGUUGAUUCAGAGACUUUUUGCCUGCUCGUAGAGAUCCUUCACAAGUUCCCAGCAAACUCUCAUGGCAAACAAAUGCCAGACUUGCUUCAACAAAAGGAAAUAUGUUCUGAUGUCAUGCUUGCUAUCCCUGAUAAUCUUCCCCGUUUCCAAAAGAUACUAGGUCAUUUAAGACCUGAGAUUUGUGUCAACACCAUGGAAAAAAUUAAAAUUUCUGCUGCAAUAAGCCCAGAUCGCUUUUUUUGUCAUAUUGUGUCAUGGGCGAUAGAGUUAAGUAAACUGACAGCUUCUAUGUGCUCCCAUUAUGAAACUACUUUAACAGGAGAAAGUUCCACGCUAGGAAGUUAUGGAGUACUCUGUGCUGCCAAACGGAAAGAUGGCUCAUGGUAUAGAGGAGUUAUCCAGAAACUAAUCUCUUGUAAUGAUGUAAAGAUCUGGUUUAUGGACAUCGGCAGUAGCGAAACAAUACAAUCCUCCAGUGUUCAAAGGCUGCAACCAGAAUUCUUGUCUUUACCUAUGAUGGCUAUCCCAUGUGCAUUAACUCGAGACAAGCACCAUAUAGAAAGUGUUAGAAGUGUCCAGCAAGCUCUGUUUACAGAGGCCCUGAUGGGACAUGUUGUCAUUGCUCAUAUUGAAGACUUUAACAGUGAAGAGCACCUAUAUUACUUAUCAUUGUAUGAUAAGGAGUUUGAAUUCAGCAUAGAUUGUCAUUUAUCGAAUGAGCAAAUUCCCCACUUUUCCCCACAUUCUUAUAUAGAUAUUGCAGAGCCAGUCAUUGAUGAGAAAAGUCAAAAUCUCACGUUGCCUGAGACAUCCACAUCCUUGGAGAUGGAAUAUAGUGAUACGGUUUCAUAUACAUCAAUGAAAAUGGAUUUGGAGUCUAUCUAUGUCGCUUAUGUUGAAUAUGUGAUAAAUCCCUCAAAUUUUUGGAUAAGAAUUGAUGAUAGCCAAAAGGACUUUACAAAGAUGAUGGCAGAGAUUGCAGAAAAAUACAGUAAAUGUGAGAUUAUGGAUAUGGUCUUGCAAAAUCCUAAACCUGGUCAACUUUGUUGUGCAGUUUAUGCAUUAGAUGGACAUUAUUAUAGGGCUGUUAUCACCAAAGUGCUUAGUCCACAAAUUUCUGUUUAUUACAUCGAUUUUGGGAAUACAGAGACUGUUCCUUUCUAUGAUGUAAAGGUGCUGUUGCCACAAUUCAGCGUCUUGCCUGCCUUUGCAAUUUGUUGCUCUUUAGCAUAUGCCUGUCCUGUUGAAGAUGUAUGGGUUAAGAGUGCAAAUGACUUUUUUAAAGAAACUGUGAGUGGAAAAGCUCUUCUUUGCCAUGUUCUUGCCAAGCAAAAGUGCAAGUACGUGGUGGAAAUGCGGCUGGCUGAGAACUCCAAAUCUUCAGAUAUUGUGACGCUUUUGGUGCAAGCUGGAUUUGCAGAAUUCUGGAAAGUGGAUUUAAAUUCAAACUCUAAUCUGGAUUGUCAAUCCUUAGAUUGCAACACAAAAUGUAAUAACAUAGGAAAACAUAAAAGAAACACACUUAUUAGAACUGGCAUAUCCCAAGAUGCACACGUAUCAUUGGGUGCUUUGUCUUUGAAACUCAACCCAACUGAGCCAAAGUAUUCAUUUUGCAUGCCAGCCAGCAGUUUUACAGUUUGUUAUAAACAGCACGUAUUUAAACCUGGAGCUGUUAUGGAUGUGAAAUGUUCUCAUGUGGACUCACCAGCCAGUUUUUGGUGUCAAUUGUCAAGUAGUAACUCAGCUUUAUGCACCUUAAUGGAUGAAAUGCAGAAUGUUUAUAGCUGUUGUAACAGCUUAUACCAACAUGGACAAGUUGCUUGUGCUGCAAAGUCUCCCAGCACUGGCAAAUAUUAUCGAGCAGCUGUUAUAAAAUAUGUUUCGGCUCAUGAAGUUCAGGUUAUUUUCAUUGACUAUGGCAAUACUGAGAAGGUGUUGCUUUCAGAACUUCGUGAAAUUAAACCACAGUUUCUUGAAUUGGAAGGCCAAGCUUUCCGAUGCUGUUUGAGUCAAGUGUUUUCUCCUCCACUUGUUCACUAUGAGUGGUCUGCUAAUGCAUGUGAAGAUUUUAAAAGGUUUGUUCAGUCUACUCCUGAUGUGAUGAAAUGCACUAUAGUUGCAUUGUUCAGUAGUAACUCAAUGGAGCUAUGUAAUGCAGUUAACUUGGAAGCCCAUGGUAAUGUAAACAAAAAAUUCAUGGACAACAGUAAUCUAGUAUUAAGAAAUAAUGUUCCAACUUUUCAAUUGCAUACAUUUUGCUACUCCAAUUUUGACCUUGAUGUAGGAAGUAAGGAAGAUGUAUGCGUGACAUUUAUAUAUAGUACUGGAAGAUUUUAUUGCCAUCUUGCAAAAAACGAAAAGAAGUUCAGCAUGUUGAUGAAGAAAGUUGCUAAGAUAGGCGAAAUGUCAAAGCCAGUAAUGAACCGAACUGAAGUCUGCUUUGUUAAAUACAUUGAAGAUGGAAAGUUGUACAGGGCAUUUGCAUGUCCCGUGGAAUCCUCAUUGUUGUUCUUGGCAUUUUUUGUAGAUUUUGGAGAUAGCCAGGUUGUGAAAAGAAAUGAAUUACUAAAUAUUCCAGAGGGUGCUUAUGAUAUUUUAUUUGAACCAAUGCAAGCUAUUCCAUGCUUUCUAGCUGGUAUGAAAGAAUCCCUUCUUACAGUGGAGGCCAAAGCCUGGUUUACAGAAGAAUGUGUUGGUAAAUUGUUAAGUGCUGUUGUAGUGGCUAUAGACCAUGAAGGGCAACUGGAGGUGGAAUUGUACGAUGGGAAUGUCUCCAUAAACCAAAAAAUUCAGCAAUUGAUGGGGAUUAAACCUUUUCAAGAUAACCUGAUUUUUUGUGAAAACACCAGCACUGCCAAAAAUCAGCAUGGUUCAGACAGUAUUGAUUCUUUACCUAUAAACACAGUGCAAAAAAAGGCUCCUUCAACACAUGUUGCAAAAUCUUUAGAAAUUAAUGACAAGUCCCUUUCCUGCAGGCAAACAUUUAUAAAGGCUGUUGACCUUCCUCAAAUAUUUCUAGAAGCUGGUACCACCUGCCUUGCUUAUGUUUCCCAUAUAGACAGUCCUUCAAGUUUUUUUGUGCAACUUGACAAACAAGAAGAGGAGAUCAUUCAGCUGGAUGAAGAGCUCAAUAAAAUGGCAUUACAAGUGAUUGAUAAACAAGAUAUUAAGAGAGGUCUUAUAGUUGUUGCCCAGUAUCCAGAAGAUAAAGCAUACUAUCGAGCAGAAAUUAAAGACCAUUUGCAAGACAGUGUGGGUGUUGAAUUUAUCGAUUAUGGUAAUGUUGCAAAUGUGGAUUCUUCAUGUAUUUUCAAUCUUCCAGAACAGUUUUCAACUAGCCCCAGGUUAAGUAUCCCUGUUUUUCUCACUGGGGUUCUAAAACUUCAAAACCAUACUGAAUGGAGUAAAAAUAUUACAAAAAUGUUUACUGAUAAAAUUAAGAGUGAACAAUUCGAUUGCAAGUUUAUGCACAAGCAUGGCCUCCAGUGGGAGGUCAGUAUAACCUUAAAAGGGAAGUCCCUUUCAGAAGAACUCCUUCAAAGCUUUGAGUGUUUUUCUAAAGUACCCACUGCAGUUACCAAGGAGAAUACUCCAAAAUCAGACCUUAGCUACUGUAAUAUCUCUAGUAAAAGCACCAGCGAGAAAGAUACUGCUGAUAAAAACAUUGACAGAAUUUGUACAAAGUCAUUAAAGCCUGGUCUAAUAGAAAAAGUGAAAAAUAUUUUUCUUUCAGAUUUUGGAACACUUUUUGUUACCCUAGCAAAUUUUUCUGAGGAGUCCAAAAUAAAUUUACUCAUUGGCGCCACUGUAAGGCAGAGUGGUAAUGAACUUUCAGUUAAGGAUAUAUCCGAGGGAAUGGUUUGUUUGGCAAAGUCCGAAAGGAUGCAAGUAUGGCUACGUGCUUCUGUUGAAAAACGUAUUCCAAGUACAGUGAAGAUGGCAGUAUUCUUUGUUGACCAUGGUGCACGUGAAGUAAUAAGCAUGAACAAUGCCAAAAUGCUCUCUAUAGAAGCACUUUCAAUUCCUAAGCAAGCAAUUGUUUGCAAAUGGCCCGGGACUGAACAAAUUGACGAAAAUGUGUUUAAAGCACAGCUAAAAUUGAUUUUGCAGCAAGAAAUUAAAAUAAUAUUUCUAGAAUUUAUGGAAUCCAUAAGUGCAUGGAAAGUGGAGAUAUUAGUUAAUGGUUUAUUGCUAUCGCAUUACCUUCAUAGUCUACAAAGCUCAGCUGAUAUAAAGCUUGAUAGAAUAAAGUUUCAGUCACAGGCUUUAUCACCCCAAAUUCCAAGGAAGAAUCUUAAACCUUUAGAGGUUUGUCCUGGGUUUGUUACUUCAUUCCAUGACCCCUCCAGUUUUUUUGUUCAAUUGGCAGACUCUCUAGAUAUUAUGGCUGCUUUAUCCCAGUUGAUGCAAAUGCCAGAUGACCUUACGCCUAUAGCCAGUGAUUCAUUAAAACAAGGUUCUUCAUGUCUUGUACAGUCAUUUGACAAGCAAGAGUGGUCCAGAGCAGAAAUAAUGAGCAUCAACAAGGACUUUAUUUUAUUGUACCUGCCUGACCACGGAGUUGACAAAAUCAUUCCUUACUCAGAUUAUGGACAGCUGCGAAUGAUUCCAGCAGAACUUUCUUGCCUCCCUGCACUAAUAUACCAUUGCACACUGUAUGGUGUUAUGCCAGUUGAAGGAAACUGGUCCAAAGAUGCCAUUAAAUAUUGUAUCAGUUUUGUCCAAAACCAUGAUUUAAUGAUUUUGCCUGUUAAACAUCUUGGCAGGAAUGUGUUGGAAGUAUCUCUUUACGGUCAAGGAAAUCUGGCCCAUAAUUUAGUUAAAAAAGGUCUUGCUAAGGAGCAGAUUGUUGAUGAUACUUUCUAACUAAAUUUUGGAAUUAUUGUUGGAAUUAUUUUUGACAACCAAUAUGCCACUAGUUUGAAAUGUUUUUUAGAUUUUGGUUGAGUAGCAUUUAAAAACGUAACAUAUUGGGUUUAUUUAUAAAUUUAUAAUUUUUUUUUCUUUGCAAUGUAACCAUAAUAAUCUGAAGUUUUUACUAAUGACAGUUGCCAGAUCGAGUAAUGCAAUUAUAAUGAACUUUUUGUGAUUUAACUUUUAAUACCUACUAAAUACAUAAAUUAGAAUGUAUUUGGAAAGGGGAACACAUGGAUGACUAGCUAUUCGGCGCUGGAGGCCUGUGACGUAGUUUGACGUCACAUGCCUCCGGCGCCGCAGCUAAUGUUAAGAAGCUGCUCUACACUCAGAUAUGAAUGAACUUUCAUUUUCACAUAUCCCCUCACAAGUUUUGGAAGUGGGAAUAUGCAACUUGCACUUAUUGUGGCAUCUUGUGGGCAGUUUGUGGGUAGCUCUGUUUUACUCACUAUCCUACAACUAAAGGAUACCUUUAAUAUUAAUAAAUCUAACCAGUGUUACAUUGCAAAAUUUUCAUUGCAUGUAGGCCAUCACAUCUCUUUAAAUUACUAAAUAUAUUCACACAAAAUUAGAUAUCUUUUGAGAACUUACCUUAUCCUGAUAUAUUCUGCUUCCACUUUUUUUAGUAGAAAAUUGACUAAUUUAGACCUUUGUUUUCUUUUGUGUUAUUACGUUCAAGUCUAGUAAAUUUCAAUUUAGAUCUGGUUUCUUAGUUACUUGUAUGUAGGUCAAUACAAAGAUUCUUUAUUGUGUAAAUACUGCUUAUGCACAUAAAUUCAACUAAAUAUAUCCUAAAAAAUUGUGUUUAAAGAAGAGAGCAAGAUGUUUGAUAUUUUUGUGGAAUCUUUUAAAUGUGUUUAUAACAGUGUGUCUCUCAUGAGAAUGAUAGCUACAUUUUUUUUCAUUGAUUAGAGACAGAUAUUGAAACUUUUUUGUCUUUUUUUUUUUUCAAUUUUUUUCUGUACAUCUUAAUGUUUUACAGCACCCACAUGGACUAUAGAAAAGUCUCAAACUAUGGGAGAGUUUUUUGGGCAUGCUCUGAUUUUUCCAAGUAGAAUGGAGAAUCCUGUGUUUGUAUCUAUAUGUAGGUGUGACAUCAUUGUAAAUGUGCAUUAAAAGAAUGAAG
Hyla sarda is the source of this 7378-nucleotide messenger RNA. RefSeq names its product tudor domain containing 15 (gene TDRD15). The coding region runs from base 784 to 6204 and encodes 1806 amino acids. The record is from RefSeq and is a predicted model, not a curated record. The transcript has 7 exons. NCBI's taxonomy places the organism in Eukaryota, Metazoa, Chordata, Amphibia, Anura, Hylidae. Gene Ontology annotation, biological process: spermatogenesis.